This is a messenger RNA of Opisthorchis viverrini, 3123 nucleotides long. RefSeq lists its product as hypothetical. The record is from RefSeq and is a predicted model, not a curated record. Lineage: Eukaryota; Metazoa; Platyhelminthes; Trematoda; Opisthorchiida; Opisthorchiidae. Bases 1 to 3123 code for a protein of 1040 amino acids. The transcript is spliced from 13 exons. Gene Ontology annotation, molecular function: nucleic acid binding. Gene Ontology annotation, biological process: vesicle-mediated transport.
AUGCGCUAUCUCCUCGAAUCUCGCGGAUUGUACGGUCAGCACAUUUGCACGGCCAGUUUGUCGCUCAGCUGGAUCCCCAUAGACUCUGACUUGGUCACACUAAACUUGCCCGUGCUGUUUGCGGACUAUUAUCUUCACGGGGACUACACGUGGCCGCAGUUUAUGGGACUGGAACUGGGCGAACUGUUGGAGGUCGCCUGUGAAAGUGAACUGGCGCCGAUGGGAUGUAGGGUUCAUGCAUUUGGCGAAGCGGCUGAAGCUGUGGUUUCUGGAGUGCGACUUUACUGCAUCCGGUCGGGUUUAGUUCAGGGAGUUAUGUCGAAAAAGUCUGAGAAGUCUCGGUCGUAUAAGUCGACGGAUCGACUCUCCGAUUUGAGCAGUCAGUCAUCUGCUUGUUCCUCUUCGAUCGACGCGCCUCUUGCUUCAUCCUCGCAACUCCGACCUCCACCUCUGGUGACCGAAGACAUGCGCUAUCUCCUCGAAUCUCGCGGAUUGUACGGUCAGCACAUUUGCACGGCCAGUUUGUCGCUCAGCUGGAUCCCCAUAGACUCUGACUUGGUCACACUAAACUUGCCCGUGCUGUUUGCGGACUAUUAUCUUCACGGGGACUACACGUGGCCGCAGUUUAUGGGACUGGAACUGGGCGAACUGUUGGAGGUCGCCUGUGAAAGUGAACUGGCGCCGAUGGGAUGUAGGGUUCAUGCAUUUGGCGAAGCGGCUGAAGCUGUGGUUUCUGGAGUGCGACUUUACUGCAUCCGGUCGGGUUUAGUUCAGGGAGUUAUGUCGAAAAAGUCUGAGAAGUCUCGGUCGUAUAAGUCGACGGAUCGACUCUCCGAUUUGAGCAGUCAGUCAUCUGCUUGUUCCUCUUCGAUCGACGCGCCUCUUGCUUCAUCCUCGCAACUCCGACCUCCACCUCUGGUGGUAAUAUUCAGUCGCAAGUGUCGCAUGUACAUACCGGUUUCUCAUUACCCAGAUUUGGACUAUGUUACUCCGAUGCUGGUUCCGAUGACGUUCGAAGCACUUAUUCACGAAAUUAUCGGGAUAGAUUUGGAGUGUCGCAUGUACAUACCGGUUUCUCAUUACCCAGAUUUGGACUAUGUUACUCCGAUGCUGGUUCCGAUGACGUUCGAAGCACUUAUUCACGAAAUUAUCGGGAUAGAUUUGGGUAUGGUGGAACUGUCAGAUUCCGCAUGCUCUGACAAAUCCAUGAGGAAACAAUUACUCAACGGGGAGAUGUUGCAAUACUACAAGGCGGUCCGUGAUAUACACAUCUCCUGUGUAUUUAAAAAGCUGGAGGAAUGGGGUACCAAACUGCAAGAUACACGCAGUGGACUGGAGUUUGAAAUGGCCACACGCCUACCUACAAACAACUUCGAUUGUAACGCCAGUCCGACCAGUUCCAUCACAAGCCACACGAGCAACACCAGUCUGUCUGACUUGAAGUACUUUGGUGCCCAGGUGGCCCCACUCAUGGCCAAGCGGAGGGAGUUGUCCUUUCUCCUCAUUGUGCUGGAACAAAUUAUGGACCGAUUGACACGUCGUGAACGAGUUGAAGAUGUUCGUGCCGCCCAGACGCUUCUUCUUCGCUCCGGCAGUGGUGGGACUUUGGCAAUGACCAGUGGAAAGGUACCGUCGGAAAGCAAUGGUGGAGUGUCGCCUUCGGGAGAUACAAAAUCUGCAACUCCAGCAGCAGGUGGGACGUGUGGGACAUUGGCAGAUGAAACCACAUCGAUGCCUAUACGCCUGGCGGUCGAGUGGCUUAGUACCUACCACGGAGAUCGCUUGCUCGACGGACUCCGCCUGAGCGCUCUGGCCUCAGUCACACAUGAUGGUCUUGGAGAGGAGGUUUACAGUCUUGUACACCGCGCAGUUCUUCAUGCAGCCGGACAAGCCGCCUUUCCUAUGCUUUUUGCCCUGCGUUGUCUGCGGGUAUUGGCGCCUGCCAAAUCUGAAGAGAUCUCUGAGGUGACAAAUCUAUCUAACCGAAACCUUUCAACUGCUGUGGCCCGCCUUGGAAUCUCAUCGCGUCGGAAAUCUCAAUACAGUCGUCUUCAUCACCUUCUACGACUCAGUCAUUCCGGCCAGGCGAAUCGAAAUGUGGAGCAGGCCCCAGUUUCUCCCUCCUACGUUUACGCCGGUCAGCAUUGUCCAGUUGUGGUUCGACUGGUCGAGUCUAUAUGGGCUACUUCUGUGCUUCAGUCGCCACUCGCUUCAUCCAAACGUUCCGGCGAUCAACAACAGCAACAUUCGGGCAAGGCGACCGCGUCCAACACAGAUAUGGAAUUAAUAGGGAAAAAUAAUCUCGUUUCUGCUCUGAAGCUGAUGGGCAUGUCAAACGAAGGUAAUUUGCCUCUAUGUGAUCCAACCAUGAGCACUGAAAGAGGCAAUAGCCAUCGAUCCAGACCGCCUAAAUACCAAAAUACGGUAGCCUACCAGAACAACAUGCACGAUACUUCGAAACGAACAAAGGAGGUCAACAAUCUCGUCAUGGAAUCUCUUUGUGCUCGAUGCAAAGGCAUUUUGGAAUGGAAGGUGAAAUAUAAGAAGUAUCGUCCGCUUUCUCAACCGACCAUGUGUUUGAAAUGUGGCCAGAAGACCGUCAAACGCGCCUACUACACGGUGUGUGCUCCGUGUAUAGACACUCUGCGUGUGUGUGGCAAAUGCGGGAAUCCCGAAGAAGUGGUUAUUCCUAGUGAUAACGGCACCAAUGUUAGAGGGACCGAAGCUGACGUGAAGGAAUGUCUUCGUAAAUGGGAUCGGGAUAGGUUGGCGACCGAGUUACUAGAGUACGAAUGCGACUGGGUGUUCUCCGUACCGAAAGCCAGUCAUCGUGGAGGUAUUUUGGAGAGGUUGAUACGGGGUAUCAGGCGAAUUUUGCGGGCCCUAUUAGGAAGCAGACUGGUAGACGCCGAGACGCUGCAGACGACUUUGACUGAGAUCGAAAAAAUCUUCAACGACCGCCCGUUAGUAAAACUGACUUCGGACCCCAAUGACCACGCAGCUCCAACACCGAAACAUUUGGUCUUCCUGAGCGCGAAUCCUUCAACGGCCAGUCAUUGUGUCGACUCAUGGAAUCUAUCUAAAGCCUGGAGACACGCCAACCACCUAGCCGACCUAUUUUGA